This is a messenger RNA of Notodromas monacha, 1345 nucleotides long. NCBI's taxonomy places the organism in Eukaryota, Metazoa, Arthropoda, Ostracoda, Podocopida, Cyprididae. The record is from the annotation of a GenBank genome assembly.
CUUCGACAAACAGUACGAGAUGAUUUGACAAAAAUGUGUCCACGGGAAUUCGACCUUCAAAAUGACGACGGAUUUUUGCCGACUGCUGGUAAAUUAGGAAUCUUUACAUCGAAUGACUUAUCGGAAACAAUUAUUCCUGCGUUCAACUCUAAUAUUUUUUUUUUAUUUUCAAGGACAACGAAAUAUAUGUCAACUGUUCAAAGUGACUAUGCAUCGAUGCGGAAAAUUUGCCGAAGAACGGACAGUAAAUUCUGAUGAAAUUGGGACCUGAACUUGGUGACUUCCGUUCGUUAUCACUUGAAUUCUCUGUACCAAUUUUUCGAAAAUUAUUUCCCAAGUAAAGCGUAUAAAUAGGAUUGAAUUCCCGGCAAAGUUCAUACGGAUUCUCGUCUGUGAAAGAACACAAUUUGAAGACAGUAUAUUCAAGUAAAAAAAAAAUUCAGAAUGUUUCAAACGCGUCUGCUUCUUGCCAUUGUGGUGAUAACAUCUCCUUUCGCUGUUAAAGUUCACGGCGGUCCUGAUGAUGGAGAUGGCGACAGGAGAAAUUUUCACAUGCAGCCAAUGGUUCGCGAAAGGCAUAUCGUCGUGCCGUCAAAAUCUGGCUGCUACUGCGUCGAUGCAAUUUGGAAAAUGCACACGGAAAAGGCUUCCGAAGAUGAGCAAUUAUUUGCAAAGUGUGCUGAAUCAGCCAAUAUACCACUCAACAGACGGAACGCGACUCAACUUGAAGAAAGAGCUGAAUCUCAUGGCAAGAGAAUGAUGAUGGAAAUUCAGAAGUGUGGAAAAAUCACUCUAGCCUGGUCUCCUGACAACGUAACUCAGGAAUGUUUUGAGCACGCAAAUAUCGUCACCAAAAUCAACGAAUGGUUCAAAGACUUUAUUUCCUCUUUGGGCAACAGCAAAACCGAAUUCGUACGCUGUUUGACCAAAAGCAGCGGGCUCUUGAAUGACGCAGAGACCGGAAUAAGAGCCGACAAAAUAAAAGAGGACGUGAGAAAAUAUUUCGCUCCCGAAGCACAACAAGCAGCUCUGGAGCACGUUGACAAAUGCAACUCGCAGUUCGGCACUUUUCAAACUGACGAAUCCAUCGACGUCAGCGUGGACAAGUUCUUCGACUGCCUUUACGAAGGCUGCCUUUGAAAAAAGUGCUUGAAACUGAUAAAUCAAAUGUGUGCUGAUCUAAUCAGCAUUUCCCUUCGUGAGAAAAGUCUUGCGUGACCUACGCUAAAAAAAAAAAUAUUUCACUUUUAUUCCUCGGAAUAAUAAAUUGCACACGAAGCAUGGCAAGGUAAUUUUCAUUUGAUUCCUCUCAUCAGAUGCGAUGUCACAAUGCCAGGAACAGGGG